UCACUUGUUGGUCAAUCAAGGCCUGGAGCCCCACCCCAAGUGCGAAAGGGGUCGGUUCUUUAGAGGGGCUCACAGGGAAGGUUCCCAGCCCAGAUCUCACCUGCUGCCAAAGCCUCUGGCUAGGGAGUGGACGCGGCCGCUUUAAGGCACUCUGCCCCCCACGGCAACUCGGGCGGGGCGGGGACAGAGCAGGCGCCACUGGCGGAGGCACUGCGAGGGAGGUAGAGCGCUCGCGGAGUCCGGCCCACCAUGCUGACCGCACUGGUCCCGCCAGCCCUUCCUGGGCUCCCAAGGCACCUGCCCGCGGCCCCCGCGCGGCGCCAGGACUCCUCGGGUUCGUCGGGCUCCUACCACACAGCUCCGGGUUCUCCCGAGCCCCCCGACGCAGAGCCAGACGCAGGUUGGGCAGAUUGGCCCUGGGUGGCCCCCGGGCGGGGCGCGGGCGUGCAGCCUCGCCUGUCCGUCAGCGCCCAGAAUAGCAGCCAGCGGCCUUGGUCGGGCUCGGGUUUCCCGCGAGGCCGGGGCUCCGGCCCGCCGCCGCCUCAGCCCCAGCUGCGCGUGCUGCCGUCGGGGGAAAUGGAAGUCAUCUUCGCCGCCGGGCCCCUGUUCAGCCGCUCAGACGUGGAGGAUCAUGAGGUGCAACAGCUCGCCGCGCAGCCACUCAGCCCAUCGUCGCUAAACACUGCGUCUCCAGUCACCGCCUCACCGCGGGCCCCGGCCCCCGACGGCGGAUCCCGCUGGGCCACCUACUUGGAACUGCGUCCCAGCGGGCCGAGUCCCGCAGCCUCUGCUCAGUUUGAGUGCGUGGAAGUGGCGCUGGAGGAGCGCACUGCGCCGGUCAGGUCGCGGACGGUGCCCAAGCGACAGAUAGAGUUGCGCCCCCGGCCCCAGAGCCCUCCUCGGCAGGCCUGCACGCCGCGCCCUAGGCUGCUCCUGCGCACUGGCUCCCUGGAUGAGUCUUUGAGCCGCCUGCAGGUAGCCGCGGGCCUGGUGCAGACGGCUCUAGCCAGAAAACUGAGUCCCGCUACCCCACCCGCGAGUAGCGCCACCGUGAGGCCUACGGAGCGGCCAGAGCCCAAGACUGGAGACACAGCACGCAGCACCCGGUCUUGGCCACCCCGCACACAAGAGAGUUCAGGCCCCACCAGAGCCCCACGGCCUUGGCCCAGCCUCCGUGAGCGCGCUAUUCGGCGCGACAAGCCUGCGCGGGGAACCGAGCCUCUGGGUCCUGUUAGUUCCAGCAUCUUCUUGCAGUCAGAGGAGAAGAUCCCGGAGGUACGCAACCAGCGACCCAAGACUCGGCUCCCCCAAGAGACUCCAGGUCGAACAGUCCGGAGGGAACCGAGUCCAUCUUUGGAGUCUAGAGUUCCUUGGGAGGCACCGAUUAGGGCUGAGAGACCUAAGAGCCGGUCCCCACCCGGCCAGGCUCCCAAUGGGGCGGUGCGGGAACCUCGCAGCCCGUCCCCUCAGAAUCUGUCUCCGUGGAAUCGGGCUGUCUGGAGGGUGAGUAGCCCUCGGUUCUGCGAAGCAUCUUGCACGUCGGAAAAUCGGAAUCCAGCCGUCGAGGAAUCUGCCAGCAGGAGGAGCCCUUCCCCACCAACUCUCUCCGGGUGGAAUCAGGGUGGAGCGAGAGCAAGAAGGAGCCCGUCCCCUGAAGUUCCUUCCCAGUGGGAGGUUCCCCCCCUGGCAGUCCGGGGUAACAAUCCGUCCCCACCAGCGUUGUGCCCAAGGGACGAGCCAGCUCGACCUAUCGGAACGCCGAGCCCAUCGCCCCAGGAGACCUGGGGACCCAGUGUGCAGGGCUCUUCCUUAUUUAGGCGGGAAGUUAUGAACGGUGUAGCUCAGGAGUUGGCACUGCCUACGCCACCCACACCUGGGACCCCAGAACUAACAGAGGUGCAUAGCCUGCCCUCGCGGAAAAUCCCAGAUCUUGACUUCCGCGGUAGCCAGCCCUCACCAGACGCAGAUGCACCCGAGCCGCCCCGCAGUCACCUCGUGGGCACCCAAGUAGCCGACGCGCGCCCAGGAGUCUUGGGCUCUGGGGAAGCAGUCUCUGAACGCCCGCGCGUGGCCAUUCCGCGGCCGCGAGAUGUGCGCAAGAUGGUGAAGACCACCUAUGCGCCCAGCUUCCCCGCAGAAAGCCCAAGUUCGGGAAAGCCUGCUCCACCCGCAGACUCCUGCAGGGAGGGCGGCCUAUCGCAGACGCAAGAGUUCCAGGCGCUGGGGUCCCCCGCUCCGGCUCACUACACCUCCGUUUUCCUCAAAGACUUUUUGCCAGUCGUGCCGCACCCCUACGAGUCCCCGGAGCCAUCCUUCGACACAGUUCCCCGGGACGCCUCGCAGCCCAACGGGGUCUUGCGGCGAAGGGCAGAAAACAGCACAGCGAAACCCUUUGCGCGCACUGAGAUCCGCUUGCCGGGUGCCUUGGCCUUGGGGGGACGGCCAGAGAGAACCCCGGGAGUCCAAGCGCGCUGUACCCGCCAAGAGGGCGCGGAUGCUGAGGCUUCGCGCCUCGCGGGGGACAGGGAGGGUCGGACCAGCCCGCAAGGCGGUGCUCGCUCCUCACCUCAGCAGUCCCCUAGAGCGCCUCCCCGGCCCCAGCCACCCCCGGAGGGCUCUCCGCAGGCGCGCCCCAACUCCAGCCCUGAAAAGCCACCCAGCCUGGAGACACCUGCGAUGGCCCCCGAGCCCGCAGCUGCCCUACAGGCGCCCCUCCCGCCCCAGCCGCGCGCUGCCUCGGCGCCUCCCACGGACCGUUGCAAGCAAGGUCAUUCCCAGGGGCCGCGGAGGCCGCCCGGGGCCUCGCACCCGGGAAAGGUUCUGGUGGACCCGGAGAGCGGCCGUUACUACUUCGUGGAGGCGCCGCGACAGCCGAGGCUACGGCUGCUCUUUGACCCUGAAAGCGGGCAGUAUGUCGAGGUGCUGCUGCCCCCUGCAUCCCCGGGGCUUUCCCGCCACGUCUACGCCCCGCUGGCCAUGGGGCCUGGCCUCUACCCAUCCGCCUAUGGGGCCAUGCCCGGCCUCGCACUGCCGCCUUCCCCGGGCCCGCCUGCCCUUGGCAGUCCCCAGAUACCGUGGGCCUCGGAGGCAGGGGCCUUGGAUGGGCUGUACUACCUGCCUGUGAGUGGGACCCCAAGCCCCACCCCACCCCUGCUUCUUUGUGCACCACCCUCCAACUCGGUCCCUCCCCGGCCAGGCAAGGGCUCAGUGGUACCCUUGUGAGGCCCCAGGCAUGGCCUGAGCCCCAAGGUUGGGGUUCUUCGAUGGCCUUGGAAGUUCUGGUUCCCAGUCCCCUGCUCUUUUCCUCCCAUCACCUCCUUGGUCUUCCCCAGCUAGUCGUCAGACCAGAAGUGAGCUUCAGCGAGUGCAUCAGAGGCUGAUGGAGGUAGAGCUCAGAAAGUGGCUUCCUACUUCCUACCCCCAGAAUGUAUCCCUUUCCUAGGCAUUCCCAGGUUUGGUGUGUUUGUGUAUGUGUGUAUGAAGGCAAGCAAAUACGAAAAAAUGAGGGGACAGCCCGGGAAGUGUUGAAUUCCCGACCCCUCCCCAGAGAGCAGCCGGAAUGGAAGAAGCAGGGACUGGGCUUCCCCUUUCCCAGUUGGGAUCAGUUGAUAUGGAGCAGACCAGUGGGCUCUUUUCAGACUGGCGGGUGGUGCUGUAUGAAAUUCUUUGUUUGGAAGAGGAGCUGAGCUGUGGCCGGUAGGCCAGUGGCUGGUACAGCCUCCAGGCCAGGUUAGGUUUGAGAAAGGGUGCUGUGGGGACAACAGGUAGAAGUGAAGUGAGGAAGUAGCAUAGUAGGCCAGGCUGAAGAGUCAGGCCGGUACUGGGAGUGAGAGGGCUGGGUUGAGGUGGGCCCUGGUGGCUGUGGUCUGCAGUGGGGAGCCUAGCUUCCUUCCUUCCCCUCAAUCCAGUCUUUGGCUUUUCCUGGAAGCCCUCACAGUGGGGCUGGUUCAUCUAAGGGAUCCCGGCUUCUGCCACUCCCACCCAUGUGGUGGGCAGGUGAAGUGAGUCACCAGGGAGGACUUCAAAAAGGAAAGAAGGAAGGAAGCAAGCAAGCUGUUGUUUUAGGGGAGCCAGUUGGCCCUUCUGGAUGAUUGAGGGUUGAGUUAGGGACAGCAAUAGUAGGACAGAAGGGUGGGAUGCUCUCAGCUGGUUUCACUCCCUCAGGAAUAGAUGUAACAUCAAUGCCCAAAGAGGGGCUGGCCUGCAUACUGUCCCAGUACAGGAAGGGACAGGACCAAACCUGCACUUCUGAGAUCCCAGGAGCUUCUGAGGAGGGCUGAGAGUACUGACAGAAUCUGCAUGAAGUGGAAGGUAUGGAGUCUGUGGUUCUGAGCAAGAAAUGCCUUGUUGGGCCAGGAUGUGAUGUGAUACAUUUGGGAAGGGACAGUUUCCAUUAGCAGCAGCAUCAGGAAGGGGAAUCAGUGCCUUCCUGGGGCUUAGAAUCCUUGUCUCCUGGACUGAAAGCUGAUGAGGAGAACUGUGAGUCAGAAUAAGUUGGACAUCUCUUGGCCUCAGCAUGGAGGGUCCUGGGGCCACCCUCAUCUCAUCCUGGACACAAUAAAUGGCUGACCAUGCGCCAUGGUAGCUGAAAUGAU
Molecule: messenger RNA, 4595 nt
Organism: Octodon degus (degu)
Lineage: Eukaryota; Metazoa; Chordata; Mammalia; Rodentia; Octodontidae
Gene: Prob1
Product: proline rich basic protein 1
Exons: 1
Coding region: 250-3222 (990 amino acids)
Cellular component (GO): nucleoplasm
Source: RefSeq, a predicted model, not a curated record